Pelobates cultripes (western spadefoot toad) is the source of this 14849-nucleotide messenger RNA. Lineage: Eukaryota; Metazoa; Chordata; Amphibia; Anura; Pelobatidae. The record is from the annotation of a GenBank genome assembly.
CUUACUCUGCCUGAACUGGCUGUACGGGACAAUGCUCGGCAGGCACGGGAAGCUGACACUAGGGGCGCUCUCCGGUGCAGGUAAGGAAUGCCAUCUGGGAUGAGAGAAUGUAAUGCAUACAGCAAGGGUCCAGGGAAGGCCUACAACUCCUAAUUCACUAAUCAAUUAUAAAACUUUAACACUUGUGUUUUUGUUUGUUGCUGCCAAGCCUUUGACAGCUAAUGGUUAAGUAUGUGGUUGUUGUCUUCAUUUUGCUGUGCAGAUGUGCUAGAAUUGUGCUUUGCUUGUGUCUCUUAAAAAAUAUUGUGAGUUGGUUGAUUAGCCCUUUAUUGCCAUAGUGAGCAAUGCAUUGCAUUCACAUCUGGAAAGCAGAUGGUCAAAACAGUUGCUCUUUUAAACUCAAUUGCUUAGUGUGCCAUUACUUCUGUUUGUAACAUACUGUAGCUCGUCAUAUAUACUAUUUGGGAAUGUGUCUAGCCUGUCAAAGGAACAUUGCCUCGUUUACCUUAAGCCAUUAUGGUGCUGUUUUAAAACUAGUGGGUAGCUGAUAGUGCUUCUUAUCCUACAGUUUCUUUCCUAGAUUUAUUUUGUAAUGUUAACAAAGGAUUUAUGAGGGGGAGCAAUAUGGUGGGGCACAUGUUUGCUUGUGUGGUAUAGCCAUAGACUAAAAUCAUUUUGCAAAGAGGAACAUGUUACAGUACCAUUUAUAUAAAAGUAGGUGCAUUUUAUGAGAUGAGAAAUUUGUGAGGGCAUCACUUAUUUUGAGCAUGUCUCAGAAACAGUCUGCAAUAACAUGUAAUGAGGCCUGUUCAACAACAGCAAGACAUAAAUUAACAACUGAUAUGCUCAAUGUAACAAAAUAAUGGAUGUUUAUUCCAGCUCCAUGGCAUCUUGCUGUUUAAUUAAUUAAGGAUGAAAAUGCAGUUUCAAAUGUGUGUUAAGUUGUGUCCUAGAAACAUAGAAUGUGACGGCAGAUAAGAACCAUUAGGCCCAUCUAGUCUGCCCAAUUUUCUAAAUACUUUUAUUAGUCCCUAGCCUUAUCUUAUGGUUAGGAUAGCCUUAUGCCUAUCCCACGCAUGCUUAAACUCCUUUACUGUGUUAACCUCUACCACUUCAGCUGGAAGGCUAUUCCAUGCAUCCACUACCCUCUCAGUAAAGUAAUACUUCUUGAUAUUACUUUUAAACCUUUGUCCCUCUAAUUUAAGACUAUGUCCUCUUGUGGUAGUUUUUCUUCUUUUAAAUAUAGUCUCCUCCUUUACUGUGUUGAUUCCCUUUAUGGAUUUAAAUGUUUCUAUCAUAUGCCCCGUCUCGUCUUUCCUCCUAGCUAUAAAUGUUAAAAUUCUUUAACCUUUUCUGGUAAGUUGUAUCCUGCAAUCCAUGAACCAGUUUAGUAGCCCUUCUCUGAACUCUCUCUAAAGUAUCAAUAUCCUUCUGGAGAUACGGUCUCCAGUACUACGUACAAUACUCCAAGUGAUGUCUCACCAGUGUUCUGUACAAUGGCAUGAGCAUUUCCCUCUUUCUACUGCUAAUACCUCUCCCUAUACAACCAAGCAUUCUGCCAGCAUUUCCUGCUGCUCUAUUACAUUGUCUGCCUACCUUUAAGUCAUCUGAAAUAAUUACCCCCUAAAUCCCUUUCCUCAGAUGUUGAGGUUAGUACUGUGUCAGAAUAUAUACAUUUACACAUAUAUAUUGUACUUCUGAUGAUAUGCAGGCUAUUCCACAAUUUACAAUUAUUUUACAAUUGUAGAAUAGGGAUAAGUGACAGCAAGUAGUUAACAUACAGAAUAUUAAAACAGUUAUUUUAACAACUAAUUUUUCCUUAAAAUAACUUUAAAUAAAAUUAAUUUAUUAUUACUAUUAGAUGUUCUUUCUUUUGGAAGUCAACGGGCAGUGAUACAUUCUAUUAAAGUAUUUUAUUGUUUUGUAAAUGUGUAUGGAAAAGAGAUUUAUUUACUAAAAGGGCAAUUGCAGUCAUAUGAAAACUAAUAUUGUAAAAUUAACCUCAAACAGGAGGAAAAAAACGAACUAGUUCAUUUAUAGUACUAACUAGAUGGUUUUAGCGUAAAUUUAGCAAAUACCAUGUUUCAGUUGACCACAGUUCACUGUUUAGUAAGUAUGCUUUUUAUCCCACCCGGCCUGGUGAUUCUUACCCUGUGGUAAAAGUCACCCCCAUAUAGACUUUGUUCUUUUGUUCUCUGUGACCGUGCUAAGUGAUUCUGAAUUAAUUACUGCACUAGUAUUUGGUGACUCUCACGCUCUGUGAACCCAGCGCCCCUUUCUGCUGUAAUACUUUACAUUCCUAUGCGGCCUGCCACCCACCAGCUUCAGAGCAUGACCUCUUGUUUAGCCUAAACUUUAUCUGGAGCUCUGCUGUUGUUCUGGAAUAAUGACUCAUCCUACUUUUUCACGUUUUAGAAUAAAAAAUCAGCCAAUUAGGAUUCACUUCACUUUCAAGACAUCAUAUUUUCUGCAAGUGAUUUUCAGGAACACUCUAGGAACCAACACCACUUAAUGUCAAUAAAGUAGUUGUGGUGCCCAUAGUCCACCAGCGCCUUCGUACCUUUUAGUGUUAAGCCAUUUUUGAAUGGUUAGGCACUUAAGUCAGGCUUACUGUACUCCGCAUUUACUUGAGCAACGGUGAUGGACACUAUCACUGGCCAGCAUGUGAUGCUUCAGAAAUAAAUGAGUAAAGCAUUAUUUGCUAUUAACUAUCAGCGAUAGUAUGACACUCUCAAUAUGUCUUUGAGAGCUGUAGAGGGGAAUAAGCUAGUCUGGCACCUGAGGGACUCCACUUAAGUGUUAAACCAUCCACUGGCUCUUUUUUAAAGGUUAGAAGGUGCCAGUGGACUCCAGGAACCAAAACCAUUUCAGUGACAUGAAAUGUGAGAAACACUGCAGCCUUCUCGCAAAAGUCUGGCUAUGGGUUUACUGAAUAGUAGUAGGAAGAAAUAAUGGUCUUGGAGAAAAUUCUUCCAGUCUGUUAUUCAAUAACAAUGAGACAAUUACCCACAAUCCCACAGAUCCCAAGUUGAAAAAGACUUGCACUCUUGAUCAGGGACACUUGGGAGGUAUUCUUCAUGUUUUCUAGUUUGUGAUCUUUGCUGAAUGAAAGAUGAACCCUUAUAUUGAAGAUCUACAAAUGGGUUUCAUUAGGUAUAAAUAUUUCUCCUUUAUACUAAUUACUCUCCCUAUUGACUCUACAUCUGGUUGGCCUUUGCCAUUAUGAGGUAGAUGUCUACAAUAGCUUUUAAGCAGAAUUGCUAAGGGCAAACAUGGCACUGAAAUUGAAAGACUAGGGACUUUUAGAGAAACAAAUGUUAUGAGCUAUUGGGUAAACAUUAGACACACUAAUUGGUUCUUAUCUGUUUGUCUGUAUCUUUAGAAGUAAAAACACAAAGAUCCUUUCUUUUUAUACCAAAGAUAAAAGAUCAUAUCCCAUUGUAGCCAUUGCUUUUCUUGUAAAUUACAGUAAGUGUGUAAUAAAAAAAAAUGGCAUAGUUGGCAUAGUAUAAUGUUAUUUUUUUUUUUUUUUGUACAAAUUGUUUAGAUUUUUUCGACCCAACAAAAACAUAAUAAAUAAAACAUUUUCAGCAGUUCAGUUUCAGAGGCACUGUUUUGGAGACUAUUCACCAAAUGCACCAUGCUUUCCAUUUUGCAAAUCCACCAUUGAAUUGAUCUGAAUGAGGUCUGAUUAUUUAAAAAAAAUAGCUUACUAGGUCAAAAUUUGCUUGUAAAUGAGGUCCCAAGCAAUUAUCAAUUUAGUCCUAAAUUAGAGAAAUAAAUCUUCAAAGUAAUAAUAAGAUAACGAUAGAUAAAAAAAAAGCAGUAAAUAAAAGGAAAUAGUUGCAUGCCCCCCUAUCCUCACUCCUGGUGGCAAAAUUAGGGUUAAUAAAAACGAGCUUUGUUCAUCUGUCAGGUACUUUAAAUGAAUACUUUCUGUUUCCUAUUUGUUCUCAUAGUGUGCAAUUUCUUUCUUACAGUAGCAUUGGGAUUUGGUAUAGGUAGUAAAAUGGAAAGUGGAUUUUACAGAGUGAUUGUGUGAGGGAAUACUGAGUGAGCAUCUAUCUGACUGUUAAAAUUACUGGGAACACCUAAGCGACCAGUGGCCCUGGGCAGUUACUUGAGACAACAUGGCAACAAGGAAAUGGCUUGCUACAAUGAGGCUGUCUCUGGGAGGAAAGGAGUUGUUUAGAAAAUCAGGCAUUGUGGGCUGAAUAGUUCAGUCUGUCUAGUCUAUCAGCAGACGGUUUAGAGAGGAUCAGAGAGAUGGCAAUGGUGAGACGGGUGUGCAUUAAUGUCUUGUCAUAAAGUAUGCCAAAAACAUGAGAUCAGACAGAGGAACAUAUGAUAAGAGAUUUAAGAUAUGGCUUAAAAAACAGUGUGUCUUGUAUAUAUGUGUGUGUAGCUCUGUAACACUUUAUGUAACCAUUGUGCAGGACUGCGGAAUAUGUGGACACUUUGUAAAUAAUAUACAUAUUUAUCAUUGCAUUCAUUCCAUCUUUUUAAAACAAUGCAGUGGAAAUGCCAUCUUAUGCUGUAACAGUGCUACUCUCAUAAAACACAACAUUAAAGAAGCAUUCCUAAUUUCAGCACUCUGUAUAAUAGGAACAUUGGGGUUAUAGAAAGUAUUUACAUUGGAGAGUACUUAGUGUUUGCAUGUACAUACUAACAUAAUACCCCUAAUUCCAGUUUUAGUGUAUAGGGUAUUAUCUACAUGGAUUUGGAGAAUAUUCACCCUCAAGCUGUUGUGAACUGUCUCCCCUGUCAUUCUCCGUCAAGAAAAACUGAGAAUGAUAAGUGUUAACUGUCCACAGUGUAUCACUUGUCAACAUAAGCUUUUGCAAUAGUUUAUUUGGAGAGAUAUACGACUCUUGUUAUGUAGCACAGAUAAUUAAUCUCAGCAAAAUUAUAAUUUUCAAUCUGCCCUUAUUACGCUGCCAUUCUUAAUUGUGGUUUAUGAUUACUUGUCAACUGAUGUGCACAUGGUUUAGCAUAGAAUGGUUGCCAUGGUGGCUCUAUAUAAGCUCUUUGGCCUGUGGUCAGUGGAUGAGGAUUAUUAAUUUAGUGACCCCAGUAGUAUUUUACAAAGUUCAACCUGUGUAAAAACAUAAGGAUACCUUUAUGCAUGUUAUUUAUUAAACACACAUUUUAGACAGUUUAAACAAACAAACAAUAAAAAUUGCUUUUAUCAUAACCUUGAUGAAGUCGUAUGUCACAGUAGAUAACACUAUGAGUGUCCUAGCAAAUAUAUUUUUUUGCCAAAAUAAGCAAGAGGCUUAUUGAAUGGCAAAUUUAAGCAAGAGAACUCAUUGGGUGAGAUUGAAACCUUGGGGUCUAUUAAAAAAACAAACAAAAAAAUAAAAACAACCAAAGGGGAGGAGAAUCUCCAAGAGAGCUACAAAGUCACCUUUUACAGCACAACUCGGGUUUGGUUAAAGCUGGGUUCAACAAGAAUUUUAGCUGAGUGGAUAUUACAAAUUUAGUAUCUUGGAUAUUGAGCAAGCUCUGUUUUUAACCAACUUGAAAAUCAAGCCGGCCCAAUUGUACAUUUCACGUUAUAUAUUCUUGAUGUACAUAUAUAACUAAAUAAAGCCACAUGCAUUUAUCUUCCAUAGAGAUUAUCCUACAAAGCAGUAAAAACACAAGUAAGUAAAGGGAAAAUAGAGGGGGAAAAACUCUGGAUCUCUUGUGGCAACUAUGUUAACUGGGGUCUCCUCAUCACUGAUACCAUGCACAAAAUUUAGUGGCCUGUAAAAAAAAAAAAAAACAGGGUUCCUGAACUCUUCUUCGACUACGGAUACUCACCAAGUGUUCUCAUUGCCUUACGCAAUGCCUGACGGACACUUGGUGUCAUGAUGUGGUGGUGUGUAGUUAGGACACAACAUUAUAAAUGAGCAGAGGGCUAAGUGGACAGACAUAUUUUAUCCUAUUUCUGGAAUAAGAGUCCUUAGAGACCAAUGGAUAGAGCCAUUUGGAUGAUGAAGGGGUCUACAUGAAUUAUUUGGGGGAAAUGUCUGGAUCCCUAUUAUUGUUAGAAUACCCACUCUGUUUCACAUAUUAUUAAGAAACACUUCUCGUUUAUUUAUUUUUUAAACUCUGUGCCCUGAAGUCUUAUUUUCCUACAUCGACACUCUGGAUGUUGAUGCUUUUUGUAUUGUUUUACAAAUUAGAUGGAAGAUGAUCAGUUUAGCUGUAUCUGCUGGACUCUUACCCCAUAACCCAGGAGAAAGGACUCCUAUUGAGAAAAAAAAAAAAUAGAAAAAUCUGGCUAAUGCAUAUUGGGUAUCAGUUAUCAGCAUAGGAGAGCAUAUUAAAUGGCCUCCUGCAGGUGUUAGUGUGAGCUAUUAAUGUAAGGUCAAUUAAGUAUAGCAUUUGCAAGAAGCCCGGGGGCACACAGUACUUGUAGUAUAUGUUUUCUCUAAAGCCCGAGGAGUUAAAAUGACUCCAUAACUGGUUAUUGCUCAUGUAGUGGGUAACCCAAAAGGGUUAAAUGUCACUCUAGUUAACAAAACACUUGGAAAAGGACAGGAGGGAAAUUCUAGCAUGGAAAACUAGUUUUUAGUGAAAGAUCAAUAAACACAGUUCUGUGUGGCUGAGAGGAAUAUGUCAUAAAACUGUCUCUAAAAUAAGUAUAAAAAAAUAGGCAUAGGUAAGCAGUAAAUGGCGGGGUUUAAGCCAUAUGGAUGUGACACAACCUUUUAGAUGGAGGCAGAGCACAGUUGGCUUUUGUUUCUUAGGCUGCAUUAAUGAAGGGUCCCCCAACCACCAACUGCACAGGAUGCUUCUGAGCAAUAAAACAGCAGAAUCUGGAGGCUCAGAAUACCAGACACACCAUACAUUCCCACAGUACGGUGAUGGCUGAACCUUGGCAUAGUAGCUGUUUUUGGUUCAGUUUUUGUUAAAAUCCAAAAAAUGGUUCCAUUCUGAGCACAAAGGUAGAGCAGAGUUUAGCAACAUUUCUUUAAUUAAAAUGUAUGUAAUCCCCUACCACUGCCUUUAGGCUAGGGGUAGGGAUUAAACUCCACUAUACCACUAAAUAUCAACCCAAAUCUAAAGGCGGGAGUAUAAGCUUUAUUUUGGUUAAAUAAGGGAAGAAUUUCAGGUAGAAAUCCAGCAGAAUUCUUGCCAUGCUGUGUCCAGAAUAGAACUUGUGUCAGUAACAAGGGUAUAAUAGAUAUGUACCAACUUCUUAUUGAUGUAAAAAUGUCUGCCUAAUUACCAUUAUAAUAUAACGGUAAUGAUAGUCAAUAUGUAGUGGACAGGGCUUCACACUACUCGUUUUAUGGAGUCUCAUUCCUUGCAGAUUGUCGAAGAACUGUGUCCUUCCCCAGAUAUUUAUUUAACAAUUCUUUAACAAUGCCUUUGUCAAGAACACUUUAGAUACUUUAGCAGUCUAAUAAUAAUUGAUAAUUAAGUUGUAAAAUAGACAUUAGUUUAGAAUACAAUGAAUUAUAAAACAAUUAGGUUACAUAGAACAAGAAGAUAAUGUAUGAUAAGCAAUAACUAAAUGGCUUAUCAGAAUAUUCUCGUGGAGGAAAAGAUGGAUCCACUGAAGGAGAGGUCACUGGGACAAUGGAUAUUCUGUAGGUUGGCUUUUAACACUUUUAAAUGCAUGAUGUAACUAUAAAUUCCAUUGCAUGUAGUGUAUCUUUUGGUGUGUGCCCUUUUCGCACGAUAGACAGAAUGCACUCCUGUUGUAAAUAACAAAGUCUGGGGCCUUUCGAGAAAAAAUGUUGUGGGUCUCCAAUCAUAUUAGAGUAUCUAGCUGUGAGAUACAGAUAGCUGUGUGUUUCCAUACUGGGGCAGAGAGGUAUGCGUGCCCACAUUAUGUUCCUGUUACUGACGUCAUUGGAAUUGUACAUUCCACAGAGAGUGUCCUGGAGACUCGGGGUUUGGGCUAUGUUGUGAUGUGGGUGCAUUGUACCGGGGAAUCCGUGAGCUGGAUGCCUGCCCUACUACAAGGGCUGUGUUUUAUUUUAGCCAGAGUGACUCAUCAGCUGCUACAUUGAGAUGUGUAAAGACAGCCUCUGAAUUUCCCAUUAUACAGCCUUAGAAAUGCCAUGGGUUUUUACUCUACAUGUGACUCUCCUGUAAUAAUUCUGGAUCCCCAGAAAAUCGCAGGAGCACCUUAUAAAAGCAAUCAGGCACAAAGCAGGGGUGUAAUUCGCCAAAGUCCCGGGUCUUCUCACAACAGGUACGAAUAGUCAGGUUUGCUGUUAGCAGAUUGGCGAGUUUUUCUGAGUUGGCAGCGAACACCCCGAUUGAUCAGAACAAACUGGGAUAAUGAGGUACAGUCUGCCCUAUUUAGGAGCUCUGGAGAUAUUCUAAGAAUUCACUCUUUAUACUUUAUUGUGUGAUGUGUUGUGUCUGCUCUCGAUGCCAUUCAUAUGUAUAUAAGCCAAAUCCUGCUCAUUAUCUGUAUUGUCUGUACAGUGAAUGUAGUGUGACACACUUUUUUUUGUAAGAGAAUGCAGUAAUGCUGCCAGUCCAGUUAUUCUGCAUUAUCCUGCAUUAUCCUGCAUGCUAAAGCUAUCCAUGUGUCAUUUUGGAACUAUGGCAAAAACGCUGCUUGCAACAUUGUUACUGUGUAAGGAAAGCCAGAAAGGGGCGGGCCAUGGCGGGACAGGGACAGUACUGGCUGGGAACAGGUGAGACUGGGCAGGUAUUAGGUAGGUAAUGGAGUAAAGUGCAAGGGGGCCGGGCCAGCACAGUGAGGAGGGCUUUUAAAGAAGAUUGCCUUCAUACCAUCGUUAGUCAGUCAGUCACUCAUGUACUCUCUCACAGCACUCCUACACUCAUUAAGGUAUGUGUCUUCAUUUCUAAUGUAUCUGUUUCUUCUUCUAUAGUAUGUAUAUAUUUAUACACAGGGCUCCCAUUUUCUGACAGUCAAUUUACUUGAGACUAGUGAGAAUAUAAUUUAGACAAGUCAAAUGUUAGCCUUAAUAUUGCAGUGCUUCUAGAAAUAAUUACGGACUAGUAAUUAUUUAUAUAUAUAUAUAUAUAUAUAUAUAUAUAUAUAUAUAUAUAUACACACACACACACACACACACACACACACUGAAUAACUGAAUAUAUAAAAUUUUAAACAAAAACUCUUAAUUAGAAAAAUAAAAUCCAAAUUCAUUUAUAUUACCAAUUUGUUCAUUCUUGUGUAAAUUGUGCAAUUUCGUUUUCUGCUUUAUUCAUCACAACUUCUUUUUUAGUGAAUAAUCAUUGUGAUACAUUUGUCCGCCCUGUAUGGUAUCCAUCGUAUAAUAGGCUAUUAUUUUAUGUUGUAUAAGUGUAACCAUUAAAUGAUAAUUACCAGUGAGUUUCAUGUACAUUUUCACAGUUUGUUGAGCACUUUAAGAUUGAAUGAAGGUUAUCUGUGACAGAUAACGUGUAUGUGCUUAAAGGAUGUAGAUAUGGAUUGCUAGAAGUAUAUAGGUUAUCAUGUACGUUUAUCUCAUUAUAUAUGCAGUAUCUAUAGUAAUUUUUAAUGCAAUUUGUGUUUCCCUGGUAACUCCAUAUAAUAAUUUAUUGCUUUGUCUAUAAAUCUCCUUAUACACUUUUUUAGGAUCUAUGAUUGUGUUCUUCCAUGAAUGACAUAGGGGCUUUUACUGAAUAGGUGGAUAAAGAUAUUCCAAUAUGUGUAAUAUGAUGGAAAGCAAAAUAUAUAAUCUUCUAGUUGUGCAUAGAAGAUACCCCAAAAAUUAAGAUAGCUUAACAGAUUUUUAGUAUUCUUGUUUUUUCUUGUUUUUGUUUUUUUAACAAAGAUAUGCUUUCAACUGAUAGAUAUUUAUACAUAGUCCUACAAACAGAAGUAACAGUAAGGCAUGUUUGGCUAUAGGUAUAUGGGUGUUUUCUAUAUUUAACUUUGUUUUUGAUUACAUUUUGUCAGUUGUCAUUUUACACCCCCAGAUCACUGUUUAGUGAAAACACUCCAUUGUAUUCCUGUUUGAAGUUAUUGGAUGUCUACCUAGUCCUCACUUGUUUAUAUCUUGUAAUCUUGGAAAACAAUUCUGAAAAUGCUGCCGAGCCUAUAAAUCCACUUAAAAAACUUUAUAGAGUAGAGAAAUUCCUCUGUCUCCAUUCACCUUUAACCUGUUAAGUUGUCCAUGUAAUCUGUUCUCACAUACUCCUGUUGUACUUUUGCAGGUAAUUCUAAGGACUGUGUGCUGGUUGGCACUAGUGCCGUAUAUCGGAAGCUCAUGGAUCCUAGCUUGGAUAGCUGUAACCAUGUGGUCCCUAGAUAUGACUGUGGAAAGCAUACAAGUAAAAAAGCUGCAGUGGCACGUGCACGGCUUGAGAAGUCGGAGUCAGAAGAUUCAGGGGUGGAACUGCCACCAAACUCACCUUUUGGAUCUGAGAAAAGCUACGGUCAGGAGGAACCUGAAAGCAUAGAUGUGGCAUACCCUGAGGAGCAAAAGCAUCUCAGAACCUCUGCCCGUAAGAAGUCAGACAGCUUUGUAGAUUCUUCUUCCGAGGAGACAGAUAUUGUGGACUUAACCAUGCCUCUUAAGAUUGAGAAGUUUAAGGUCCAUCGAUAUGGGGAUAUAACCCUACAGCGGGAGAGGGAUAUGUCCGGUUUGCCCCAUAAGCUGGAGCAGGCAGUGCUCCGGAGCAGGAGACAAAGGCUGAGCAGUCGAGAACCAACCCAGAACAGGACAAACUGGAGUAACAGACACUACCAGGGUUCACUCAAGGAUCAACGUAGGGGGACACCGUUAUUCCACAAGACAAGAAGUCCAACCAGAUCUCACAAUGAAAAUGAGGUGGGUAAUUGAUAGAGAAAUUUGAGUGGUUAGAACAAAAACUUGGGGUCCCCAAGGCACUUGUAAAACAGCCCUAUCUACACAGAAGCAAUAUUAUUUAACCCAUAUUUUAACAAUAUUCAUUAGCUUAGUUGGUCAUCUGAAACACACACUGAACCAUUGAGUAGGCACAGACACAUAUGGAAUUAAUAUUGAUAAUAUGGAAGUGGAAUGUGUAAUGUAGUUUUUAUAUUGCGUAAAGUGUUCCUUUGACAUGAAGUUGUGACUGUAUGUAAAUGUUGCUGGGAGAAAAAUAAGCAAGGACCUGGUUAAGUUCUAAAUGUUCAGUAAAUAGCAGGACUGUGACAUUGAAUUCCACAGUGAUUGUCUCACUUUUGGCAUUUUAACCACAAACAUUGUGUUGAAGAGACCUUAUUCAAGAUUAACUAAAUUGGAUUAAAAGUACUCUCCACUGCCAAAAACAAACCACUGUUUAGUAGAUAUUCCCCUAAUUGAAAACGUGCAUGCAUUUAAUUAUGCAUUUUUUUUUUUUUCAUUGGGAGUAUAUCUAAAAGCAGCUUGCAAAAGCUGCAGAUAUCUUGUCUGCUGCCUAUGCAAGCCCUCCCUUUCUUUGGCUGUCAAUCGCAGACUUCCAAAUGCAGCUAAAUGAGAAGUCUUUGCAAGGCAGGUUCUCUGGGCAAUUGCUGCCUUUUGAUUUUACCACCACUAAGAUAACCAAACCAGGAAGUAUAAGGACCUGUUGUCUGCUUGAAGGUCAGGCGGUGUAAUAAGGUUAAUUUAUAAAAGUGCCAAUUUAUAUUAAAAGCUGCACUUUUUUGUAAAAAAAGAAAAAGAAAAAAAGAGGACACACUCUUCACACGCAGAGUACUUCAGCAAGCUUAAAUGCUAAAUCAGCUUGGAGUGUGCCUUUAAACAGUUUAAAAGUUUGAAAUGCAUCCGUAUAAUAAACGUCUCCUUACUCCCAUAUUGCAGGAACAUGAUCCUUUACACCUGCCAGGAGAUGGCCUGCGGUAUCUGGAGAACCUUUGUGACAUGCUGGAGCAGAUAGCCGAACUACAGAAACAAAAUCAAAGGCUACAACAUGAGAAGAGACAGUCUCAGGAGAGACUGCAAAACAGAGUGAGUGUUUCAGUUUAUUGAAAGGGACAGUCAACAUCAUAGAUUCCCCUGGGUAAUCAAGUUAAGGAAUGGGCUGUCAGAGAAAAUUAUGGUUAAAGCUUUUCAGUCAAAACCUAUUAAUAUGAUGUGAUUUACUUGAAUAUAGUGCAAGCGGGGCUGCGACACCUGUUCCUUGUGGGGAUUUAAAGGUUCCCCCUGAUAAAGCUUGUAUGCUGCUGAAAUUGUGGAUUUAGUUAGUUUUCUGAGUGCAAAGCUUUCUAUAUAUUCAUACUUGAGCUGUCCCUGUGUGUGAUUGUAUAGCUUUGGAUGAAUAAUACCAUUCCCUAAGAGAUACUUGAAAACUAGAGAUAUCUCAAUGUAUUCUCCCUGAUAAAGUAUCUUAUAAAUACAUAAAUCCAAUGAACCAAUGUUCUAUUGCGCUCUUUGUGUCAUUGUAUUAACUUGUAAUGCCAAGUACUUUGUGCUCUACAGCUCCUCCUGUGUUCUAUUGUAUUACAGCUAUAAUAGAUACUAACUCAAUUUAGCAUUGUUCCAGUUUCUUUGUUAUGAUACACAUAUGUUUAUAAAGUAUUACAUGGUUAUUCACUUCUAAGUGAGAAUCAAAAGUGAGUUUCAAAUUUAAGGUGAAAAUACUGGAAAAAUUCUCCAAUUGAGGUAUGCUUCAAAUUCAGCUACUUAAACUUUAAAUUCGAAAUUCACUUUUUAUUCUCACUGUAGUGCAUAACCAUGUAUGUUACAAAACCCAUGCACUACAGCUCACUCAGUGCAUCAGGGGAUAGGAAAAGCCCCCAUUCCUCUAGACUCCCAACUGCUUUAUCUUUUAGAAUUCUAACCUGUGUACCCGUUCCUUUCAGGUACUGUUUAAUGAUUCAUGCCAGUGCAGCAGCUCCCAUUCCUGCAGAGUUACAGAGGGUGAUGCCCCUGAUGGCUCCCACCCGUGUAUAAGGACCUGGGAAAAUCAGAUUUAUAGGAAAAGGGCCAGUUCCCACACAGGCAUACUCAGGAACUUUCCACAGCAACCAAGUGAGUGUCAACCCCAAGAAGUACAGUUCAACAAUCUAAUUAUUGAAUAAAGGAGAGAGAGAGUGUGUGUGUGUUUUCUAACUAGAAAUUGUUUGUUUUUUUGCAGGUAACAGGCUGAUUGAAACAGAUAAAACACAACCGCAUUUUGUUAGUGUCCCAAACCUGCAGGAGAAUAAUGCGCACAGCCGAGAUCAAUGCAGGGUAAGCUUACUGAUAUCAAUACUAUCUCACACUGGCACUCUCCCUAAUCCACAGGAUAUUACACAUGUGCUGGAUGUUUCAAAAUCCAAAAAGCCUUAGAUCAGCUUGGUUAGAGGCUGAGCUCAAAGAGUCUUGGUCAAGCACCAGUUCUCCUCUGCUACCAUCAUCUGUGUCAAUGAAAUUAGAUUUGGCAGCACCACCUCAGUGAAAUAAAGUGUGAUUUAUGCUUGGUCAGAGAAUUUAUAACCUAUUGUAAAGUGGUAACUUUGAUAGUUACUGGCUGAAGUUAAAGGAAUAGUUGUGUUAAAAAAGGUAUGCCUUGUACAUUCGAUUGUAAAAGGAGAUACAUACCAAAGAUAAGGAUAAUGUCCACUAAAUAGGUGUAUAAAGGUUGAUGUUACAUGUAAGAAAAAUACAAUAAAACCAUUGACAUGUUGGUGUUAAGACUAGGGCUAUAAAUUGAUCCGAAACGAAAUGCUUCAAUCAGUCACUAAAGCAUGUAUGGUGCUGCAAUUUUUUGAGUGUGAAUAUAAAAUAGUAAGUAAUAGGUCCUAAAUUUGCUGCUCAGCUCUUUAUCCUUUAUGUGGUUAAGAAAAUGAGCAUUGUUAAGUUCCUGGUACUUUUCCUGAUUUAAUAACGUAAUAUUGUUAUUGGUAUAUUACGUCAAACUGUUCUUUUUGUACAUUUUACAGGUAGAGGUUUCACAGUGGGACAAAAUGAAGGAUCUGAUCUUCAAGCUAUCACGUAAAGCUUCAUCAUCAUCGGUGGGCUCGGCGUCUGCAAGCACUAGGCAUAAUUACAGGUAAUAAUUCUUUAAGUUGCCCAGGGAAUGGUAUCGUUAGACAAUUGUUUCCCUUCCGACUUGUGAACUACACCACCCAUAAUGCUCUGCCAGCCUAUGGCCAAAAGAUUACUAUGGGAUAUGUAAUAAAAUAGCACAUGGAAAGCAACUGCUUGCAACACCCUGGUUUAACGUGUGUGCUUAUAUUGAGAGUAAAAUCAUUCCUCUAUUCCGCAUGAACCUACAGUCUUUAUGAUAUAUAGAAUACUGAUUUGGACUUAUCCUAGUGGCAUAGAUGGCACACAUCUUAUUACACCCAUCUGUCCAUUUAACGUAACACAUUUUCCCAUAAAAUAAUAGUGGAUAGUGGGAGGUGUAGAGGCCAUGUCAAAUUGUUUGGAUUUAUAACAAAUCCUUCUCUCAUCAGGUCACAGAAUCAUUCUGAUGCUCCGUCCAAUGCUCCUCGAAGACGUUUUCUUCCUGGCCUGGUCAUUAGACCAUCCCGCAAACAGGGACAGCAGUACCGGUGAAAAAGCUAAAAGAUCUUUGCCUGGUGGAUAACAAGCAAGGGAAGAAAACUGCCCAUAAGAAUGUAUUAACACCCUGCUCACAAUGCAUCCAGCUGUUGUCAGAUGAAAUUGUCAGAUGAUGAGGAUUAACAGCAGAUUCAAGUUGGGUGCGGGACCUGACUUGACACAUGGUGCACACAGCUUUGCCCAAUUAAUGUCUGUAUUCAGUUGGGAAGUGAGUGCAGAGGAACAUGUUAUGAUAUGGAGCUAAAAUGGACUAGGAGAAGUAACCCAUUUCACUCAGUGAUAAUUUGAACUGGAGGACUGAAAUACACAGAGGAGAAAUGUUUAUCUCACAUUGUUUAUAAACACCCAUUGUUAAUAUUGUAUAUGUGUGUAAUAUGUAAAUACAGAUUAAGACUACCAUAUACAUUUUUUUAAUAACUAUUAAUUGUCUACAUG